Messenger RNA from Pseudophryne corroboree (corroboree frog), 17987 nucleotides. RefSeq names its product anoctamin 8 (gene ANO8). Bases 131 to 3484 code for a protein of 1117 amino acids. The record is from RefSeq and is a predicted model, not a curated record. The transcript has 18 exons. NCBI's taxonomy places the organism in Eukaryota, Metazoa, Chordata, Amphibia, Anura, Myobatrachidae.
ACAGCAAAAUAUCAAGCGUGUUUAAGGCUCCUUGCUGACUGAGUGUCCCUUUGUCCCUCCUCUCUCUGCACAGCCCCAAUGACAGCAGCGGGGACCACCGGACCCAUGCCAUCCUGAUCCCGGCCCCAGCAUGCCGGACACAGAGCCGGACAGGAGCAAGAAAGCCCAGCCAGAUGGUGAAAGGGCAGACCCGGCUGGCAGCCAGCAUGGCACGGCUGGGGUCCUGGAUAAGCUUUUUGGAAAGCGCCUUCUGCAAGCUGGCCGAUAUAUUACUUCCCACAAGUCCUGGAUGAGGACUGUGCCCACAGAAAAUUGCGAUGUGGUCAUGACCUUCUCGGACACUACUGAUGACCAUACUCUGCUCUGGCUGCUGAAUCAUGUGCGACUGGGGAUUCCUGAACUAAUAAUGCAGAUCCGUCAUCAUCGACAUACCCGAAUCUAUGCCUUUUUUGUCACGGCCACAUACGAGAAUCUGCUUCGCGGUGCGGAGGAGAUUGGGCUUCGGAAACCAGUGAAAGCAGAGUUUGGAGGUGGGACCCGUGUAUUCUCCUGUGAAGAGGAUUACAUAUAUCAGAACAUUGAAAACGAGCUGAAUUUUUUCACAUCUCAGGAACGUCAGAGCAUCAUCAGAUACUGGAUGGAGAACCUUAGAGCUAAGCAAGGAGAAUCUUUACACAAUAUCCACUUCCUGGAGGGACAGCCAAUCAUCCCAGAACUUGCAGCCCGCGGAGUUAUCCAGCAAGUGUUUCCUGUUCAUGAACAGAGAAUACUGAGCCGCCUCAUGAAGUCCUGGGUCCAAGCAGUGUGUGAGAGACAACCCCUAGAUGAGAUCUGUGAGUAUUUUGGGGUGAAGGUUGCCAUGUAUUUCUCCUGGCUCGGCUUUUACACAUCAUCACUAGUAUACCCAGCUGUCUUUGGCAUCAUGCUCUGGUUCUUCACAGAAUCUGACCAGACCAGCCGCGACAUUUGCUGUGUGGUGUUUGCUCUCUUCAAUGUAGUUUGGGCAACUCUGUUUCUAGAAGGGUGGAAACGCAGAGGAGCCGAGCUGGCCUACAAGUGGGGGACAUUAGAUACCCCGGCGGAAUUUAUUGAAGAGCCACGGCCACAGUUCAGGGGUGUCAAGAGGAUUAGCCCAGUUACCAACUGUGAAGAGUUCUACUACCCGCCAUGGAAGCGACUCCUUUUCCAGUCCUGUGUCAGUCUGCCCGUCUGCAUGUCCUGCCUCUGCUUUGUCUUUGUUGUCAUGCUUGCUUGCUUUGAGCUUCAGGAGUUUGUCCUCAGUAUCCGAGAACUCCCACGGCUUGUGCGCUUCUUCCCAAAGAUCCUCUUGGCUGUUAUCGUUAGUUCUUGUGAUGAAGUGUACAGGAAGAUUGCUUACUGGUUAAAUGAUAUGGAGAAUUACCGUUUACAGAGUGCCUACGAGAAACAUCUAAUCAUCAAAAUUGUAUUGUUCCAGUUUGUAAAUUCCUACCUGAGUCUUUUCUACAUUGGUUUCUACCUCAAGGACAUGGAGCGACUCAAGGAGCUCCUGCUCGUUUUCUCUCUACCCCAAAGCUUCACCCGCCAGAUUAGAGGUGCCCUCCUCCCUUUCCUCACCCUCCAGUUUCACCUGUUCCUCAUCGUCCUCAGGACACUUCUCAGAUCAGCCAGACGCUUCUUCAAGUCUAAAAUGCUGGCUACGCUCCUGGUAAUACGUCAGUUUCUGCAAAACAUGAAGGAGGUCUCACAACCAUACCUUUACCAGAAGGUACAGCAAGGGGAAAUAAAUCCGAGGUCAAUUUGGCUGUUUGUUCAGUAUGCACUAAGGAGGCUGGUGCAGAAGUAUGCAUUCCCUCAGCGCCCUACGAGGUCGCCAGGGGAUCCUAUGGAGCCUGGUGCAGGAGGACGUAAGAAAUGCUUGAAUGGCGGUUGUGGUGUACCAGAGGAGGAAGAGGAAGGUAUAGCCUCGGAUGAUGAGGAGCUAGAGGAAGAAAGCAUCAUGGACUGUGGAUUGAAAUUAAAGAGAGUUAGCUUUAUGGAAAAAGGGGAAAAGCGAGUGGAAGAGUGCAUACUUUCCCAAGAUGAAAUGGGCUUUUUACAGGAAGGGAGCCCUACCCUUGUUGAAAGAGGUAGUGACCCGGCCUCAGUGUUCCAACUUGGGGAUGAUGAAGAAGAUGAGAAAGAAAUUGGUGUGGGGCUGCAGGAUGUUGAAGAGCCAGAAGCUGGAGUAAAGCUGAGGCCACAGAGGAGGAGAAGGAAAAGGCUAUCUGUGGAGCAUGAGCUGGGCAGGGAAUUUGAGGAGGAGGAAGAGGAGAGUGAGAGGAAGCAGAAACGAGAGUCAUGGAUAGAUCCUCCAGAAGACCAUUAUUCUGCAAAGCUGACACAAGCUGAGGUGGAAAGUUGUAUGAAGAGUUAUGAGGAUACCUUCCAGGAUUAUCAGGAGAUGUUUGUGCAGUUCGGCUAUGUGGUCCUCUUCUCAUCGGCAUUUCCCCUCGCUGCAGUAUGUGCGCUUGUAAAUAACAUAAUUGAAAUCCGCAGUGACGCCUUCAAGCUGUGCAGUGGACUACAGAGACCAUUUGGUCGUCGUGUGGAUGGUAUAGGACAGUGGCAAAAUGUGAUGGAGGCAAUGGGCGUCAUAGCCAUUAUCGUGAACUGUUAUCUGAUUGGACAAUGUGGGCAGCUUCAGAGACUGAUACCUUGGCUGGGUCCUGAAUCAGCCAUCAUAUUCAUUGUUGUCCUAGAGCACUUUGCUCUGCUCCUGAAGUAUAUUAUACAUGUGGUGAUUCCAGAUAUCCCUGGAUGGGUGGCUGAGGAGAUGGCAAAGCUUGAAUACCAGCGACGAGAAGCGUUCAAGAAACACGAGCGCCAGGCCCAGCACCGCUACCAGCAGCAACAGCGCAGGAAGCGGGAGGAGGAAGAGAGACAGCGUCAUGCAGACUAUCAUGCACGAAAAGAGCGAGAGUCUAGGGGGGGAGAAGAUGGAAGAUCUGGACAGGAUUCUCAAACACAUGAAAAGAACUCCAGUAAAACUAAGCCAUGUGGUCCCCAAGGGGGAAGCACUCAUGAUAAACCGAAGAGACCUAGCUCCUUGCUGGCUAGCAAUAAUGUGCUCAAACUCAAACAAAUUAUACCCCUACAGAGCAAGUUCUUGUCAGGGGCCAAUGCCAAAUCACCACAGUCUCCUCCAGGGGGAGAUACCAAAAUUCAAAGCUUCCUGAGCUUCAAGUUCUUGAAAUCCCCUGAAACACGCAGAGAGGCACCACCAGAGCGAUCCCAUUCUCCAACCAAGCCUUUCCAUCCUGGGAAGCUGUUUAACUUUGGCAAGGGAGAAGGGCAAAUGGGGGGCAAUGGGUUGGGGGCACCAAUUUCCUUGCAACCCCGAGGUGCAACAGCUGUGACAGCCUCAUCAGAUGGGGCAGUUCCUGGAAAAUCUCAGCUUAAUGGCGUUUCAGAAGACAUGCCUUUGGACGAUGUAGAUGACCAGGGGAAGGCACAUAAACAGUGAACCCCCUUGACCUUAAAAUUGCCUCCAUCCUUCUCAUAGAAUAAAGGCAUGGGAGCACUACAAGAGGUGGAUUACUAUCGGGGAAAUGGGUUCCCUUCCAAGAAUCCUUUUAGCGCAUAGUAAUGAGGAUUCAACUGGUCUGGAGAUACCACACUGCAACAUGAGCUACACUGGUGCAAUAUGCUAUAUACAGCUGUACCACUUUGCAACAAGAAGGUACUAUGCUGUAUCUUAAUGAUGAUUAUUGCUAUACACUUCCAGCCUUACUGGAUAUUGACGUUGUGUGCUAUAUAACGAUGCUGAGUAUCUCUAUACACCUCAAGCUUUUGGAUUGAUGAAAAUCAUUAUUCCAACUCACUGUGGUGUACUAUGGUAUUAAGGAUGAUGAUGAUGAGUAUUAUGCAUGCAUUGACUCUUCUCAUCAUAACGAUACUAUGGUAUACCCAAUAACUUACUAAAUCCAAUACAUAUCUGAGCCCCUAUAUUGCUGAGGUGUAUAGCAAUCACGAGUAUAAAGAAAACUUCCAUGUCUCGUUCCUCCUGUCCAGAUACAAAUGGCAAACAGGGACAUUAAAGCUCUUGCUAGAUAGAAAUGGUUAAGGGUUGGAGAAGGCAUUAUGGGUAUUGCACUUGGCAACCUAUCCUGCAUUGACUUUUUGCAGGUAAUCUGGUUGUGGAGAGGGUAACUUUGUCACUACAAUAGUUCACCAUUGCCAAAUCCCUGGUAAUAACCACCUUCUUCAACUCUUUAACCCCUUUGCUGGCAAAGGGGAGAUAAUACUGGUAUUUUCCACAAUACAGUAGUGACCCCCCCCCCCCCCCCCCCCCUCCCUCCUUCAGUUAGGAACACCCUGGGUGUAUUUAUGAUGGUCUCAGUCAUGUGAUGCUGAUCCCAGUGUUGAGGGAUAAGCAGUACUAGUCAGUGAAUGAAAGGGUACCAUAGCUGAGUGCCUCUGUGUAUUCCCUAUUUUAUGUGAUGGAUUCAACUCUUGCAGAACUGUCUUGGAGAAUUAAAAAAAAAAACAGGAUGCAGUUUCACUGUGCAUACGUGACUUUCUGUUAUGUAUUAAAACAAUGUACUCGGUCUUACCUCAUAACAAUAUGCCCCAUAAUGUAUGUUAAACAAUUUGACACUUUGUAGUAGAUAGUUUUCCAUCAGUGGGAUAGUAAUAGGCAUUGUAAGACAGAUCUGCAAAUUAAUCUAGAAGCCAGUCUAAGGCAGAAUCCAGUAAGCCGUGUGGAAAAGCUUCAGGUUUCAUGGCCGGAGCUAUUAAAUAAAAGAGCAUUUUUCCUGCGUAGUUUACACUGGGUUGACGUGCACUAACCCAUUGAUUCCUUAUAAAUGCGGAAUCAAUGGGUUUUCCUGUUUGUUAAUCCAAGAGGGUAUUUUUUGUCACUGACUUUUCAUUGUAGCGCCUAUAUCUGUGAGGACAAAUGCACCUCUGUGGUUUAAUGCACAGGGUAAUCCCCGGUGAUUGAAUUGGUCAGCGCAGGUAAUAAGCCCUAUUGCUAAUUGUAUUCCCUUUCUAAGAAAUCUCUUUACCACAUAGUACUGGCAUGGCAUAAAUAUCCAUUGUUGUAUGUAGGCACACAAUGUUUAUGCACACCACAGGUAGCAAAUUUAUUAUGUGUUUGGUUAGCUUUUCACUAAAAUAUGUUUGAUGUAACCAUUAGUAGAGACACCAGUAUCGUGCAAGACACAUAGUAUGUGCAAAUUCACACAGGUGGUGGUCUUGUUUCAAUGCAAAUAACUGCCCCUACUCCAAAUUGCCUUUAUGUGCGGGGUGUAUAUGAAGUUACUCUCGUUUCCUUUUGCACUAUAAUUUAAUACAAAAUUGCCAUGGUGAUGGUCUUUGUCUUCUGCUCACGUUUCCCCUUGCUGAAGAAGUCUUCCCAUUUGAGAUAUCAUGUAGCAUCACCUUAUUCACUAUUGAUUAUUAAACGUCUACAGAUUGAUCUGAACUUUUAGACAAGGUAAGUGGCUUCAGAACACCAGCAUUUUGUAGUUACAGUUAUAUUCAUUUCUUAAUUUCCCUUCCCAUAAAUACAUCUCCAAGUUCCUGUAAAGCCAUUAUGUGAAAGAAACUUGGACUUUAUGUAUAUUAUUAUAAUGGUAAGGGUAAUACAAAGAUUAAAUACUUAAUUUCGUUAGCUACAAAAGUCAUGCAUCUUGAAGACCUACUGUAAAUUAUACAUACCUUUCAUACAGUAUUAAGGUCUUCUGUAGCAGACUAGGCACAGUUAUAGAGAACCAUUAUUUCCUCACUGCUCUCCUACAGACAGAGCCGGAGAUUCAGCCUGAGCAUUAUAUGACAGGAUAUGUGGUUACAUACGGGUGGGUAGAUAGUCUUCCGGAACUCAGACCACAUAGAAGAGCAAUAACGACACAUUAUGCCCUAUGCCUUCUUGCAUAACCUCUGCAUGGCUGGCUGUUUUAGGGUCUGAAGCACCUACAGUAUAUCGGUUGAUGGUAUUAUCAUGUGUGCCGGAACAUUACUUCCUUAAUGAAUCAGAUACACUUAUUUUGAAAUUCUUACUUGUUUUUGUAAAGCUAAUUACACACUAUACAAUUAUUGGGCCAAUUUGGCAAUAAUUGGGACAGCGGCCUGGUUUAUUGUAUAGUGUGUACGAACGAUCGUGUCGGCAUUUCGACGAUAAUUCGGGAGAAUCUUACACACACACACACUCGAACGAUCGAUUUCCGAUCAUUCGGCCCAGACCAAAAAUAUCUGCCACAAUCUCCAGAUAUUGAGCAGUGUGUGUGUGCAUUCUCAAUAAUCUGCCCAUAUUUCCUAUGUUCUCCUCUCACUACAUCAUCCUCCUUGUGGGUGGAUAUAUGCAAAUGCAGUGUGACGUGGCAAAAAAUUGGUAACUGAAUUUUUUUUUUUUUUUAAGUGUGUAGUUCAGAUAUUUUGGCCUACAAUUUCCUGAAAAAUCGUCUGAUUGUCGGGCAGACCAAAAAAAAAUCUGCCAGUGCUAGCUUUAUGUUUGUCUAUAGCUUACCUGUUUAUUUUGAGCUAUCCCUGCCAAUGCUAUGGAAAGCUACUCAGUAAGACCAGCUGAGCCUGGGCAGUCUGAGAUUUAUUAGGAAUCUUUUUUACAAUGAGAAUGCAGAUUAUUUUUAGAUCUUUAGUGUUUGUAGUUUGAAAGCAGCUGUAAAUUUUAAAUUUGCUUUUGGAUGGAGAGGGAGAACCAUGCAAGUAUCUGAAGCCCAUCCGUCUAUUGCAGCAUUGCAUGAUCCUUAAGGAAUCGGGCCACUCACAAAAUUAGAAAUAUAAUUCAUAUUGGGUAAUCCAUUAUAUUUCUAAUACAGACCUGGUCAGCAAUCUUCUAAUUUAAGACCGAUCCAGGGGCUAAUGUAUAAAGUGGUAACAACCCCUUCUUGUGGUGCUUUCUCAAAAAAGGGGAUAUUACGGUUUCUCCAAAUUGUAUUAAAAGGCAGCCCGCUGCAAAAUCACAGUGGCGCCUACAGCACGUGAUGGGAACUUAAGCGAUAAAAGUCUGAGCUCUUUGAACUUUAAAAGAUCCUCUGGUGGUAUUAAUUAUUUCACUUGUGAAUAUGGGGUCUAAUUAUGAAGCAGUGAAAAGAGUGGAGAAGUGACCCAGUGGAGAAAUUGCACAUGGCAACCAAUCAGCUGCUCUGUACAAUUUUAUAAUAUGCAAAUUAUAAAUGUUACUUCAGUGCUGAUUUGUUGCCAUGGGCAACUUCUCCACUGGCUCACUUUGUCACUCUAAACUAUUUAGUGCAUCCUCCUUGUAAGUAAAAAGACUGCAGUAAUCGAACAUCUUACAGCAUACUGGAGUUCAUACUCAUCCUUGUUUAUACUAGUGGUACGGUGCCACAAAAUACAAAUCAACAGAACAGAGAACACACAAGAUUGACAAAAGAGGUGCAGGGUAGAGCAGACCCUGCUGUUGAGCCUAGAGCCUACAGUGUAUUUUAUCCAUACAACAACAUGUAAAUGGCACAAAGAAAUGUGUUUAUUUUGUGUAAGACUGCAUGCAGAGCCGGAUUAUUAACAGGAUGGCUGGGGUGGUCACCCCGGGGGCCCACACACUGGAAGACCCUCCACAUAUAACUACAUCACCAGUGUGAGGGCUUUAUGUGGCAUACUGUGAACUGGGGCACUACAGUGCGUUUAACACAUUGUGGUGCUGGGAGUAUUUGCACAAAUUUUAUUGAAAGGGGCUCCACAAUUGGAUUGCCAGAUCAUCCCUUUAAUAAGGAACACAUGGAUUACAAAAUAUGUGGGCAAAUGUAACACUCAGCCAGUCAUACUUACAAUAUGAAGGUUUAGCAGCAAGCUGUGUUGUGUUUACAGUUACAUAGUAGCAUACCCUCCAACAUGUCCCUUCCACCAGGUACAAAACACCCUGCAGUCACCCAUGCUGAACUAGUUGCAGUCAUAAAUUAAGUGAGAAGUCCAAAAGCAGAGCACUUUGUACCUGGUGAAAGGUGCCAUGUUGGGGGGGUCUCUAGUAGAUACAUAGGGCGGGAUGUUAACAUACAUCGCCGCCCCAUGCUGGUUACCGCAGCGAUGUUGAUCGCAUAUGUACUAACAUAUGCGAUCAACAUCGCGAUGCGGUGACGGAGGCCCCCCGCGAUACCUGUUAGGUGGUCUGCGGGGGGUCUCCGUCACAUCCCAGGGGUCCCCACAUUGGCUAGACGCCAGGAAGCAGCAGCAGGCUGCCCCCGGCGCCUCCUCCUUCCCCCUGCAGCCGGAAGGACGUCCGGCUGCGUUGCUAGGGGGAGGAGGAGAUUACCUUCCGGGUCCAGGGCAGCCUGGAGGAAGGUAAGCCGUGGUGGAGGGGGGGCGGUGUCGGGUUGAGGCCGUCGGCGAAAAGAAGCCCAUAGGCUUCUAUAGGGUAUCGCCAUCCAGAGAUGGCGAUACCCUCGACGCCGAAAACGCGGCGGUAGGGUGUUAGUAAAUAUGAAAAUGCAGUAAAACCCCCGUUUUCGGGGGUUUUACAGCAUUUUUGCUUUAGUACAUCCCGUUUAUAGUAUCUAUAUGAAUAUUAACAUGUAUUUUUUACUUUUUUUAAUUAAUCAAAACUUGGUCCUCCAGCUUGGCACACAUGGUCACUGCAUUUGUGAAGAACAUUUGGUUAGGUUCACAAAAAACUAGAUGAACAUGUAAGUUUUACAAUGGAAGGCACACUUCAGCACUAUACUUCCUAGCCACGUGGAUACAUUCUAAUUCAAUCUCCAAGUAGUCCCACUAUGGAAACAGGUGGGAUAAUUAUUCCCUAGAGACUGUGGGAGAAGUACUAAGCAGUGAUACGCGUGGAAACGUUUCCCAUGGCAACCAAUCAGCUGCUCUGUAUAAUUUUAUAUUACGCAAAUUAUAAAUGUUACUUCAAUGCUGAUUGGUUGCCAUGGGUAACUUCUUCACUUGCUUACUUCUCCACUCUUUUCACAGCUCAGUACAUCUCCCCCAAAGAGAGAAAUUCAGUUAGCUGCGGAAAGUAACCACAGGCUAAUUGAAGCAGCGGGGAUAUUCCGUUAGCGUCGGUGGUAGCCCACAGGCUGCAGUUAACGAGGCUCAAAAAAGAAAUCUGCAUUAAAUAGCCGGUUUCCGGUGACAACCGUGUUAACCCAUAGGUCAUGGAAUUUAUCCUGAAUUCUAUUGGUUAUAACACAGUAAGUUUAGCAGGUGAGAAAUGGGGCUCUAAUUGAAUAGCACAGGGCAUGAUAAUCAUCUGCGGUAAAUUACCACUUCUAAUUGAAUUCCCCCUGAUGCUAUUUCAGGUUAACAUAUAAUCUUGUGAUUAAAAGGCACAUUUAAAAAUGACAACAAGAGUUUGUCCUCUUUUGAGAGGUGGGGAGUAUAAUACAAUAUAAAAAUUAUAAACAUUACACAUCUACACACAUUUAAAUGUAUCCCAAAUUUGAAAUCUAAAAAUGAAGUUAACAAAAAAAAAGUUAUUGUUGGUUAAACAAAGCAAACAUUUUAAAAAUGAUCUUUGCUGGCGUGAGUAAGCACAUGUAGAGCAAACUGCAAAAUAAUAUUGGAUUUUUUUCUAUAGAGAAAAGACUUUACAUGUCAAGCUAUCACUAUCUCCAAAUUAAAGUUGUCGAUAUUUCCAAAUGUUAUUUAGAGCAAACUAUUUGGGCAACGUGUCCAUCAAUAAAAUGACUUACUGUCUGUAAUAUGCAUGGUAUGUACCAUGUGACAAGGGUUGCCUAGUAAUUGAAGAAAGUUUGAAUAUAUAAAAUUAGUACAUUGAAAACCUCAUUAUUUUUUAACACUGUUGCAGUGAGGGCGAGUUGGCAAAACAGUCCUGCCAUUAGGGUAGCACACAGUAUCAUGUUACCCUUUGUAUAGUAAUAGCAUAUAUUGUAGCACUGUAAAGCAACAAGACAAAUUAAACACACACACACACAAUAUAAUAAUAAUAAUAAUUAUUAUUAUUAUUAUAAACUAUUUAUUAACAUAUAAUUAAAUGGGCAAAGGGCCCUGCUCACCAACCCUAGCAAUCUGUGAAUGACCUUGGUAUGUAAGUGCCCACAUGCAGCCAUGGGUUGUAAAUGGUGGAAGGCAAUGUGAUGUCAUUUGAUAGAUGAUGAUCCUAAUGUCCAGGUUUCUUCUGUAGUUAACGUUGUCAUUUCACUGACUAAGGGCCUAAUUCAGGUUGGAUCGCAAUAAGUGAUCCAACCGCAAUUUCUGAGAAAAAGCAGCACCCGUCCUGCACAUGCACCCGCAUUUUCUGUGGGGGAGCAGAAAAUGUGGGGUGGGGGCGGGCAACGCUCCGUUUCCAGGGAGGAGACUGAGCUUUGCGGGGGCGGAGGUGGCCGAAUGGGGGCGUGUCAGAGGCGUAAUCACGGCGGCUGCGUGAUAUCACGCAGCCGCUGCGAUCAAGAAGAUGGUGGCGAGUCUCCUGCGGCUGCAUCUAAGCUGCGCUGGCAGGAGUCUUCCCCAGUUUCUGCUUGUGAAUGCUUUGCAAUUUCUGCUUGUUGAAGUGGGGAAGGCUCCGGUAAGCAUGCUGGGCGGUCUUGCCCAGCGAUGGGCGGCCACCAGUAUGCGAUCUAAAGGAUAGCAAAUUCUGCUAAUUAUCAGAAUUUGCUAUACUUAAUUAGGCCCUAAGUCUUUCUAAACAAAGCGAUAUCUUUAUGCAGGUGCAUAUAUUGUCUGAGAGCAAAGCUAAAAUAGCAAGUAACAUUUUAUCUGGAACAAACCAUGCCGCAAUGCAAGGGUAACAAAUUCAUUUAUGUUUUGCCAUGCGAGUAAAUACUGGUUGCUUUUGCAUGUAGCCCACAAAAUCUGGACAACUUUAAUUUUUACACUGCAAUUUAGAUUUCAGUUUGAACACACCCCUCUCACACGUUACAUCUGCCCCACCUGCAGUGCAAUAUGGUUUUGCCAGGUGCACAGUUACUUGCUCUUAAUUACUUUGCUAGCAUUUAAAUCAGCGCCAUAGUGAUUAGCAGUAGGUGAACACCACUGGUAACUCAGCAUAUUCUGCUCACUCAUAACGCAGGCAUAAUCCCUGAUUGCUGUUAUUUCAGGGAGUCUCCCUGACAAUUCUAGAAAUCUUCCUGAUUGCACCUUACCCCCAUUAUGUAGCUGUUCUAGUCUUUGUGGGAGGGUGAGAAUCCGAUAUACAAUACACAUUCUAAUGGGAUCAUCAGUGCCAUUUCCCUGCAUUGGUGGUAAGGCACAGGAAUCCCUAUGGCUGCAUGUUUUAUUAAAGAAGGCUUCAAGUGGCCACUUACUGUAUAUGGAACCUGGUCACUUCCUGUAUAUGGAACCUGGUCACUUCCUGUAUUUGGAACCACUUGUAAAACAAUACACUAGUGAGCCCUGAAGAGUAUCGGUGUCUUUUCAUCAACAAGAAGAUGUAAGUGCUUAGGGUCUCAUUUACAUGUGGAUGUACUGUAAAUCCGUUUUAUGACACCCCUCUCAGAUGUAGCAGUACACGUCUGCGCUGAUAGGUGUUACUGUCACAAUCUCCCUGAAAUACUUUUUUUUAUAAGUAGGUAAGUAUGGCCAAUUCUUGCAAGUGUCUUCUGCUACUGCACAGUAUCCAGGGAAUUAUUGUUGGUCUAUCUUGUUAAUGUCCGUUACAUUUUAUAAUGAGAUGAGUUAUAAUCCCUUCAAUAGACUAUACAUACAGUAUAUACCUUUUUAACAUAUAACUGGCAUAAAAUAUAAGACAUUAUGCAAUGCUGUUUAUUGGGUUACACAAAUCAAGCUAUAUAAAACCACAAAUAGUGAACAUUCUAAGGGUUAAUAACAUUUAGCCAUUGUGCAGGUGUCUGCUGACCUGGCAAUGAGAAGCUGCUUAAUUGGCCCCCUACCAGCUGUAUCACAGCACCUCUGCUGGCAGACCUGCCACAGAGAAUCCCAGCAGUUGGUGGAAGUAUGAGUGAUUCACAGAUGAGCUUGCCUUAAGCGUUGGUAGUUUUCAAAGUGAUACAAAAAGCCUGAAAGAGUUAUACUGAGAAUAUUCAACACUUUAACAGCAAUAUCAUUUUUUCAGAUAAGAAGGGUGUGAGCGAAUCAUUUUAUAGUUUCUUUGUCUCUAAGGCAUUAACCAUCGUAUUCUGCAUUUUAUGUGUAUAGCAAAGCAUGAUGUAUUUUGAAGAAGACUUGGCUUAUACCCUCUCUGACAUCAGACCUGUGAAAUUGGCGGGUCUAGCAUGCCGGCAAAUUCCCAGGUCUGAGCUUACCCUGGUAAGGAGAAGGGUCAUGGACCCAGGACUUAGUCCCAGGUCGUUUGCAUUCAGACAUACCAAAAUGCCGCGUUGAUGCACGUUCACAUGCAUAAACCUGGGAUUAUGAUGCAUGUCUGAAAGGGGACAGCACAUGUAUGAAGAAGCAGUAAGGAUUACUUACAAAGCUGCAGACAUUCUACCCCGUAGUGUGCAUCACUGCUUUGGUAACUCGAUGGGGCUCGCUUACAGUGGAUGUUUGUCUGGUUUUGUGUACAAUGCUUUCUUCCCUGCACCAAAACUCCAUUUGUAUAUGCAAUUUUAUGUAUGGCUAAUAUGUAUUACAGUAUACCUAGAGAGGUGAUACAAAGUGGGCUGUAGGAAGAGUACAGCAAGAGCAUGGUUAUAUAACCAUGACAAUUAGAUGUGGACAAAUAAGCAGAUAGGAGAUGAGGGAUGAUACAUAAUGAGAUGCCUAGCAGCUAUUAUUUACUGCUCACAUCUGUGCGGCAUUAAGACUAUUGCUGUGAAUAAGAACACACACUUGUCUGGCACAAAUGCUACAGUUUUUGACAUGGAUGUGUCUUGAUCUGUCUAUUUCAUACGUUCUCAGCAUAUCUGUGUCCACCCCUAGACGAGCCCUCAUUUAUACAGGCAAGCACAGGAUUAUUGGGGCCCAUACAUCAUGAAUCUAUUGGCCUAUUUCUCAGUCCUGCUGAUGAUUGUUUCUGACGAUCGGCAAAAUCCAACAGUUUGGAAAUUAUCUGGAAUUUAAAACAGAUUUUGCCAAUCGGAGAAACAGACUGGGGAUGGGGGAAUCGCACAAUUGAUGUAUGGGCCACAUUAGCCCAUCAUUAUAGACUAUAGUGCAAAUUUAACAUCUUCUGAUGGUAAAAACUGGGCAGAUUAGGGAGAUUUUAUAUUAUUGCACAUACAUUGAGGAUUCCUGGUUUAGACCACAAAGCCUCCUCCUAUCCCUUUGUUAAACUACUUGUAUCAACAUGUCUUUGAAUUUGGCAGUAAUAGGGCUUUAGUUUCUGCGGGUUGCUAUUAGCACUACCCAUUAGCAUUUUUCUGCUCAAUUCUACCAGUGUAAACAAAACAAAUUGACUUUAAAGGGGUCUACACACAGUGCAAUAUUUCAACUGAUAUGGAGUCCAUUAUGGUAGAAAACACAGUGCAUAUCGCACUGUGUGUAAACCCCUUGCGAUGCCGAUGCGCAGUCCAGCAGGAUCGGCAUCGCAAGGAAAUAUAGUGGGUGCCUGCAGGCCGAUACUGAAUUUAUCGGAGAUUCACGCCUACAGUGUCAAUAUAGGGUGGCAGUGCUGCAGCAGGAGACCCUGGAGAAGACUGUGGAAGGAUCUCUGAUCACAGUGUGGGUGGCCGUUUACAGCCGUCCGCAGCUGCCAUGAGCUCCUGAAGCUCAGGCUGCAGGAAGAUAAUCGAGGGCAAUCCGGGUGGGUUGAGCCAGACGGCUGCUGGAAGAUUAGCUUCUAGCAACUGCUCACAGGCUCCUCUGACACUGUUGCAUCAGAUGCAGCCGCAUACCCUCCAACUGUACCUUUUUGGCCGAUACAGGCCAAAAGGGGCUUUGUACCUACUUCAGCGUCUCCCGUGUCCAUUAGAUUUCUAUGUCGGUGUCACAUGGCCAUGCCCCCUUUCUGAAUUUGAACCGAUUUUCUCAUUUUAAGGAUGUUGGAGGGUGUGCAGCUGUGUCAGGGAAAGCCCAUCCUGAUGUGGUCACAUCUGAUGCGACCACGUCAGGCAGUUGUUUAAGGGAGCUUUUACAUCCUGCAGCCCCUGUGUUAAGAGGCAUUCCUAUGAAACAGAGUGCAGCUGAAACAGAAAUUAAAGAGACUACUGAUCCAUAUGACGAUCAUAAGGGCAUUUACCAGGCCCGUGGGGAGAUGCAGGGUGAAUGCAUGAUAAACAUAGAACGUUUAUGCGUAUCAGCCUGCCUUGUCUCAAGUCUUGAAGUCAUCAUACAGAAUAAUAAUCCGCUUUUAAUCUGCAUUCCUGAGCACACAGCCAAAAGCCUGUGUUCCUAAAUUCUAAUGAAUCAAAAUACAAGUUUGGACAAGAUGAUCAUCUCAUUGGGGUGGGGUGAUAUUUUAGUUAAAUUUAUAUCUGUGGAACAUAAAUAUAACUUAAGAGUAGUUGAAAUGGAAUGUUGUUAAGGGAUAACAGCACUUCACACACCAGGGAUGGAAAAACUUUUCUGUCAUUCAAGCCCGAUAAUAUAUUUAAAGGCCCCUAAAGGUAGCGUUCAAGUUGAUUUAUGUAAAAUCUAUUCAUAGUUUGUUCAUGGGUAAUAGCUUUUGCCUAGGAUUCCCUAUCAGCGACCCUGUUGGAAGAUUAUGCAAAGACGUUUUCUGAAGCUGAAGUGGACAAUUGCUUACAGUGAAGGACAUAGCAAAGCUGCACACAAUGUCAAACAAAUUGCUACUGCAAUGGAUAUUGUAAUUCAUGUAUUUUAUUGGAGCUAUGGUACAAUAACAAACAUUGAUUAAACUUUAAGACCCGGUAAUUGGGUUCAAUCAUAAAAAAACACAAAAAAAACCUUAUAUGUUCAUAGAAAUAAAAUUGUUGCUGUAUGUAUAAUACAUGAUGAUGAUUAUGACAUGAUGUCAUCAGACUUCAGAGAGCUAAUUCUUGAAGAGCUGGUGACUUUGGGAUAGCCCUGAUUAAACUCACAUGUUUCUUUGACUGGUAACCCACUGCUUAAGUAGGGAUGUAGGGAGUUGCCCUCUGUCUGACCCUUGCAGUCAGUCUACAGAUAAGCAGUACUUUGUAGUGGAUUGUUUUAAUGAAUGAAGUAUCCUUUUGCCAGGCUAAUUAAAACUGGUCCUAGUUAAUUUAGUUGUGGCCUUCAGUAUUUAGAAAUGUGUGUCAACUUCUACAACCGGAUAUGGCCUAUAUGGAUGUUUAUAGGCUUAUCUUACGUUUUUCAGUAACAGCCAUGGAGUGUAUAUAUUGAUGGGACACCAGUUUUAAGUAUGGUUAAGAUUAGUUUUGUAACAGCGAUAUUGUCACUCCAUUGUCUAUUUAUUAUCCUAUAGGUACCUAGUAUGUUAUUAUUGAAUGCCUCCAGCACGUCACUUAGAAAUGUUUAAAAAAAUAAUAAUAACUUAAACUAGAAAAAAGCUAUGCAAGAUAAGCAAAAACCAGUUAUUAGUGCGUAAAACAUUUUUUUUAUAUAUAUUUUUUUUUUUUACAGUUUCCUAAAUCUUAGAAACUGCGUUGUGAAGUGUUUCUGUCAUUUUCUGGUGCUACAUUUAUGGUACACAUGUGGUCCUUCAAGUCUAAAAUGCCUGUGCUUAAUAAACCUUGGCCAGUGUAGCCCGUGGCAGAACGGUGCUCUGGGUAAUCUUGUGUACUAAUGUACCUGUAUCUUGAAUGAGAGGCAGUGGGUCCUCAGUCAUAGUUUUGACUUGUCCUGGCAAGUACCAUUCUGGUAAACAGAGUUUUCAUACCAGAAGGAUUCUACCUUCGCUCCAUCACACACAGAUAUUAUUUAAUUGAGCUCUCUAACCAUCUAUACAGAACAAACAUCCUUGCUUUCACUGGAAUAGCCUACAAAAUAAAACUAAGCUGUAAUGAGCUUUACUAGUGGUCACAUGUAAGUCUGCAUCUUCCAAAUUGAUAAUUUAUUGCCUUUCAGGCAACCCUAAAAUUGUUUCUGCCAAUAAUCUACUUAUCAUAACCAGGUUUACUUUGACAUUUUGUAAAUAACAUGUUCUUAACAAAGAAACACACCUCAGUCUUUGAUAGCUGUUUCGUUUUUGUUCUGUAAAGAAUAAGAUGUAAUAAAGGUACAUUUUAUUAAUGUACAUAAAACUGCAACACUUGCAAUGAAAAAAACAAAAGAAUGCCACUCACAAGAUGAUUUGCUUUGUAUCUUACCUGAAAUAAAUAAGGUACAGGCAAUACAGAAUUUGUUACUAGCACAAUUUACCAAUCCAUGGCACCCUCCAGAGCCCUGGGAACACUCACUACUGCAAAGGUUAUCUCCCCUUCAGCGGCAGACUAGCAGUGUCUGCGAUGAGCCACAAUUGUUUCACUCAGCAGGGAUGAAGCAGUCUUUCCCACAUUGCUAGGUAUAGGCUAAGGCAGAAGUUCUCAAAUGCAGUCCUCAAUGUACCCCAACGGUCCAGGUUUUAAGUUUGUCAUUGCUUGGCCGCAGGUGACUUAAUUAGCGCCUCAGCUUAUUUUAUUUAACCAUCUGUGCUGAGCCAUGGAUAUACCUAAAACCUGGACCACUGGGGUGCCUUGAGGAAUGUGUUUGAGAACCUCUGUUCUAAGGUCAUCUCCUCUUGCCGAAUUGCAUCUUUAUGGGGACAGAGGAAAGCAGUGCUAAUUACAUGAGCAUUUCUCUGCUAUAACCUAUUGAGAAAAGCUGAGUGAAAGCACAGGUGAAAAGGCAUUGUUCAUCUUAGUAAAUAGAUCCCAUAACCUUUGACCUUUUUAUACCGAUGUGGGGCAUCUGUGUUCCACACACCACAAUGGUCAUUCAGAGCUACUUUAUAAUACUGAAUGGCAAAAUACAUUACAGUCGACACAGGAAGAUUAAAUGUCAUUAAUCUUCAUUUCUUGAGACCGUUAAAAUAAAACAGCUCUUGAAGUAGGUGGUUGAUCCCCUUUUUUUCUUACAAAAUGUUAGACACGUCUGAAUAUGCGUUUGUCUUAUCUAGUUCACAAACACAUUUUAUACACCUUUUAGGGCACACUAGGUGCAUAGAAUAAUUAUCUGGACAUCUUAUCGACCACAAACAGAUCAACAACAUAAAGAAAGUACCGGCAGAUUAUUAGUCACUAAUAUAACCACCAAGGUCCUUGUCAUUAGUACGCCUUGGUUCCAGGUAGCACUAAGCAAUGAAUGUAUUCAUGUCAUUAUUACAGGGCUGUACACACUCCAGGAGUCCAUGCUCCUAAAAUAGUACUGCUGUUGCCUACAUUUUUAAGAGACCCUUCUAUUGACCGCAAUAGAUCUCCAUCUUCCCAGGCUUCUUAAAACAUCUUGAGGUCUUGUAGAUCUGGCUCCUGGCAUCUGAAUUAUUUUGCCUACUUCUGUUUUAUUGCACUAAAGUCCCAAACUGAACAAAUUUCAAGUGCACCUUUUCUUCAUGAAGAGGUUUGUUUUCUCAUUACAAUAGUAUCACAGUUUUGUGUAGACAGUGCUGUCCAUACUUAUCAUGGGAUGAGCCAUGGUUAUCAUGACUCCAAUCAUAUUAAACAAAUUGGUCAUAGUAGUAUAAUAAUAGGGGUGAAGAAAAACCUGGAGCCCAGUGACAUGUUUUGGGCAGCCUACGCCUCAACACUGUGUAAUUGUGUAUCAUUAAAGUUUGUCUUUUCUUCAUAAAAUAUGUCAAACAAAAAGAUGCUCUUUUCUAAGUAAGCAAUUAUUCAGUCGUCGUCUAUUGUCCCAAGGUGGUAAUGCAUAUGAUGAAUGCUUGUACCAAGAGGAGUAACAAUGUAGAGGAAACAAAGACUUCAGGUAGAUACCUUUUUGUUUUGGUCAGCUAUGUAAAUUGACAAAGUCUAUAGACGGUUGCAAAUCAUUUCAUGAAUCAGUUAUUUUGACUGCAGGAGGCGCAUAUGUCUGUCAUUCUAUUACUAGAUUUGAGUACUAGUUAUAAUGGAUCAGAUAACUGACCUGUUCUCUACUAGAGACCUGCAGAGCUUUGUGUGUCAUCCAUUCUACAUCUCCUAUAGUGGAGAGCCAGAUAACAUACACUCGGCUUACAUUAUUUUAAAUAAACAGCUGGGAUAGGGGAUAUUUAUUUCUUUAAUUUAUUUUCUCAUAUUUUUGUAAAAUCAGCAGAAAUGCAAUAAAAAUAUAUUUCAAGAAAA